Penicillium robsamsonii is the source of this 189-nucleotide messenger RNA. RefSeq lists its product as uncharacterized. Lineage: Eukaryota; Fungi; Ascomycota; Eurotiomycetes; Eurotiales; Aspergillaceae. The transcript has 3 exons. The record is from RefSeq and is a predicted model, not a curated record. Bases 1 to 189 code for a protein of 62 amino acids.
AUGUCUUCAAGCCGUGCACAAAGCGAAUCAGUUUCGACCAUUCUCAGAGAAGGAAUAAGCGGUUAUAUCAACCGCUCAAAGCUUGAGAGUAGACUUUAUGAAUUAUUCGGGCGCAAUAUCCAAGUUGUGUACUUUUGCGGCCGAAUCAGUUUCCAAGCGCAACGAGAAGUGCAAGAGGGAUCUCUUUGA